Molecule: messenger RNA, 2827 nt
Organism: Cyprinus carpio (common carp)
Lineage: Eukaryota; Metazoa; Chordata; Actinopteri; Cypriniformes; Cyprinidae
Product: choline-phosphate cytidylyltransferase A-like
Biological process (GO): CDP-choline pathway
Cellular component (GO): endoplasmic reticulum
Molecular function (GO): phosphatidylcholine binding; choline-phosphate cytidylyltransferase activity
Source: RefSeq, a predicted model, not a curated record
CAUGGUGUGGCCGCCAUCUUGGAGCCGAAUUAAGUUGGUCAUCAUCGCAGUUUCUUUUGUGGCUCCUGUCAGAUCUGAGAUCACUAACAGAGACAAGUCUCUUCCGACUCUGACUCUGACAGACUUCGACCUGAAGAAACACAAACCUUCAAACACCAUCUGAGCGAAUAACUGCACUAAAAAAGCAAGGCUUUCAGCAGAGCCUGAAUGGAGGCCCACGGUUCAGCCCGACUGUCCAGGAAGAGAAAGAGAGAAGGUUCAAAUGGAGAGGCAGAGGAGGGCGAGAAACUGCUGAAGAUAAAGCGAUGCACAGUGGGUCUGAAAUACCCGGCUCCGUAUGCAGAUCAGCUGGAGUCAAUGGAAGAGAAGCCAUAUCAGCGCGUCACCAUGGAGGAAGCUCGCAAAGGCACUCCACCUGACAGACCUGUGCGGGUGUACGCUGAUGGCAUCUUCGACAUGUUCCACUCAGGACAUGCCCGCGCUCUCAUGCAGGCUAAAUGCCUUUUCCCAAACACUCAUCUUAUUGUUGGUGCACAGAGUCCAUCUUAAUGUCAGAGCUGUAUUUAGCACCUCUCUCGCGCGCCUCUCUGCAGUGUGUAGUGAUGACCUCACACACAAGUUAAAGGGCUUCACCGUCAUGAACGAGGAUGAACGCUAUGACGCGGUUAGUCACUGUCGCUAUGUGGACGAGGUGGUCCGGAAUGCUCCGUGGACUCUCACGCCCGAGUUCCUCACCAAGCAUCGGAUCGACUUUGUGGCCCAUGAUGAUAUCCCAUACUCCUCAGCUGACAGUGAUGAUGUUUACAAGCACAUCAAAGAAGCAGGAAUGUUUGCACCAACCCAACGGACAGAGGGCAUUUCCACCUCUGACAUCAUUACACGCAUCGUACGUGAUUAUGACGUGUACGUCAGACGGAAUCUUCAGCGUGGCUACACCGCAAAAGAGCUAAACGUCAGCUUCAUCAAUGAAAAGAAGUACCACCUUCAGGAGCGUGUGGACAAAGUGAAGAAGAAGGUGAAGGACGUGGAGGAGAAGAGUAAAGAAUUUGUGCAGAAGGUGGAGGAGAAGAGCAUCGAUCUGAUCCAGAAAUGGGAAGAGAAGUCCCGCGAGUUCAUCGGCAACUUCCUGCAGAUGUUUGGACCUGAGGGGGCAUUGAAGCACAUGCUGAAGGAGGGUAAAGGGCGAAUGCUUCAGGCCAUCAGUCCGCGGCACAGUCCCAGCAGCAGUCCCACACACGAGCGUUCCCCGUCUCCAACCUUCCGUCUGCCCUUCUUCACCAAAACCUCCCCCCCCUCCUCGCCCUCCUCACAUCACAGCAGAGCCCUGUCCAGCUACACCUACACUGCCCGCGGUCAGGCCAUCAGCGAAGACGAGGAGGACGACGAAGAUUAGAGUGCCACAGCACACCACACGUGUCUUCCAAUACCGGCAAUCCAACCUCAGAAACAAAACAAUCCUUUCACGACUCAUCGUUUUCGCUCUCUGUAUUAUGAAGGGUUAAAAUUGAGUUUUUAAGUCAUUGUCAGCGAUGGGAUGUGAGUAUUCAAACUUCAGCGUCUCGUCUCGAAUCAUGCUGGAUAGGCAGGGCUUUUAUGUGUUUUAAAAUGAGUGCACAUGCAUUUUAUUUUUGAUUUAAGUUCGCUUUUAAUGUCGUAAUCUAUAAUUGUUAGACAUCUCAUAAGUCAUGUGUCUCUUGGAAUGGCCGAGAUCUGAUGUCUAAUGUUGAAAACACUCUAAAUACAAGAGAUAAAAAAAAAGAGAAAUCUAUUUGUCUGUAUUGCAAGAUGCAUAAUCAGUGUUGUCGUGGUUAAUAAUUUUGCAAAUUAGAAAAACACGCCAAUGUUAUACAGGCAUGACUGAGUGGAAAAUGAUAGUUUGCCUACUUGAAUUUGGUGUGUCAUGCUUUAGUAAAGGUCAGAAUUCCAGAUUUGAACACUGUAUUUUAAAUAUAUUUGCUUGAUCACAUGAAGAGUUGUUUGUUUUUACUGUAAAAAUGAAAGUAGAUUAUUUCUUCACUGCACAAUGCCCUUUUCAUCUCUCACUGUGAUGGUUCUCUUUCAAAGAGCUCUUACUGAAUAUCCUAAAACUUAGGUUGAAGGGCUAGUUUUCCACGUUCAGUUUAGAUCUUAGUCUGGACUCAAGCUUGAUAAUUACAUAAUUAGGUUCUGCAAAAUGGGUAUUGCACAUUUUGAAGGCAAACCAACAGAGAUGUUGAUAAUUGUUAAUGAAUGAAAUGAAACCACUUCUGGGUUAAAUACAACUUAAAAUCUGGAGUCGGUGUCCAGUAUGACAGAAAAUCUUUUUCUAACUAAAACCUGUUGAGAUUUACACAAAAUGCAAGUUUCUGUCAUUGUUUUAAGAGUUGUACUGUCAGUUGUUGAUCAGUUGAGGGACAAAAUGAUGUUCUGUGGUGAAUGACAUCUUUAACUUUUAUUUAACCCUUUACAUUCACUUUGAAGAGCCAUUCACCAUUUUUUAUGUACAUGUAUGGAUAUGCAAUGGUCAGUUUUAGUCAUGUUUAAAUUGAGAUUGUACCACCAGUGAUUAUGAUACCCAUGUUCUGUUUUCAUUUCAUAAUUUGAUGCGAGGCAGAGGCUCAACAAACUGCUGUCCAGACUUGCACUGAUGUCAGAAUUCAACUAUUGGUCUGCUUCAUUUUUAUGGUAAUGUCUGUAUUUUUCCAGCCUCUGACGUUUCCUUUGCACAAAUUAAGCGAAUCUAGGAGAGAUUAUUUUAUUAACUUUGCCUUCCCUUGUCCUGUCAGCCUUUGAUUGUACAGGAUGUCAACAGAGACAGGAAGACAAAUAAAUAGUGUCUAAUGUAAAA